Messenger RNA from Acanthosepion pharaonis, 561 nucleotides. The record is from the annotation of a GenBank genome assembly. Lineage: Eukaryota; Metazoa; Mollusca; Cephalopoda; Sepiida; Sepiidae.
AUGAAUUCUUGGCGUCAUUCUUUUUUUUUGUUUUUCCUCGGCUUCAUUCACUCGCUUUUGUGUUUAUCACUUCUUUCUUUUCCUCUUUUUUUCAUUAGUCGAUAUUUUAUCUUUUUACUCUUUCUCCUCCUUGUAAUAUUUCUUUCUUUCUUUCUUUGCUCUUUCUUUCUUUCUUUCUUUUUUCUUUCUUUCUUUUUUCUUUCCCUUAACAUUUCUGCCUUUCAAUUUCAAUGUCUUCUUUAUAAAAAAAAAACAACUUUAUGCCCAACGACCAUCACCACCAACCGUCUACCAUUUGCAGCUGUUGGGUCUUUGGUUCCUACUCCCACCUACUCGCUUCUUUGUUCUUUUGUCGAAUUUCGACACAGACUGAGCGAACUAGUACACAGCUCUCGUAUUGCUAAAGUCAACCGCGAACUCCCGAGAGUGUUUCGGCUGUGUUUUAAGGAUAUCAAUCCAAAUACGUUUAUAUUACGUCUCUCUCUUUACCUCUCUCUCUCUCUCUCUCUCUCUCUCUCUCUCUCUCUCUCUCUCUCUUGCAUUCUUCCCUGUUUGGAAUAG